Messenger RNA from Nicotiana attenuata, 1561 nucleotides. Its product is annotated as polypyrimidine tract-binding protein homolog 1-like. Gene Ontology annotation, cellular component: nucleus. NCBI's taxonomy places the organism in Eukaryota, Viridiplantae, Streptophyta, Magnoliopsida, Solanales, Solanaceae. The record is from RefSeq and is a predicted model, not a curated record. The transcript has 6 exons. Gene Ontology annotation, biological process: regulation of RNA splicing. Gene Ontology annotation, molecular function: mRNA binding. Bases 139 to 771 code for a protein of 210 amino acids.
AGUAUUAAUAACGUAUACAGACAGAGGGAAAUAAAAAAACAAAGUUUUAUUUUUCUUCGAGUCGUAAAGAAAGGAAUCAGUUGCUCAAAGUAGGUAAAAAGGACUCCGACGGUGGGAAUCGCAACCCUAAAUCGGCCGAUGUCAUCAUCCGGGCAACAGCAGUUCCGGUACACACAGACGCCGUCGAAAGUUCUUCACCUCCGGAAUUUGCCAUGGGAUUGCAGCGAUGAAGAGCUUGUAGAGCUUUGCAAGCCCUUUGGUAAAAUUGUCAACACCAAGUGCAACGUCGGGGCCAACCGCAACCAAGCCUUUGUCGAAUUCGCAGACCUUAAUCAGGCAAUUAAUAUGGUUUCAUAUUAUGCCUCGUCUUCAGAGCCUGCUCAAGUUCGUGGCAAGACUGUAUACAUCCAGUAUUCUAACAGGAAUGAGAUUGUCAAUAAUAAGAGUCCUGGAGAUGUUCCAGGAAAUGUUUUGCUGGUAACUAUUGAGGGUGUUGAAGCUGGUGAUGUCAGCAUCGAUGUGAUCCAUUUGGUGUUUUCAGCCUUUGGUUUUGUGCAAAAGAUUGCUACUUUUGAAAAGGCAGCAGGUUUUCAGGCAUUGAUUCAAUUUAGUGAUGUUGGGACAGCAUCUGCUGCUAGAGAGGCACUGGAUGGGAGAAGUAUACCAAAGUACCUGCUUCCAGAACAUGUUAAUCAUUGUCACUUGCGCAUCUCAUACUCUGCACACACGGACCUUAAUAUCAAAUUUCAAUCUCAUCGGAGCAGGGUUUAGUGAAGCUCGGCAGCUAAAACACAGAUGUGUUUGACAUGGCUUCGUAGUAAUUUUCUUUAUCUCAAAAUAGUGGCUAACUGCAUUCCUUUCAUUUCUCAUUUUAGAUGACCAUGUGAAGAUUUUUGUUUUUCUAUUGAGUUCGUGGUUUGGAGAAUGCUUUUCAAUUGUUUGGGAUCACAAACUGUGUAUUCAUUUCAAAUAUUUGCUUGAAUGCUACUUCUUGUUAUAACUAGUGUUAAGUUUCGUUGACAUUAUUGCUGAGUUGUCUGUUAGUCCUUAAUGCGUAUAUGUGGAAGUCAAGUUGAUAUAAGAUUUUAUCUUGUUUCAAUUGUAUUUUUGUUGAAGUCUUGUUUCAUUUUUAUUUGUCCCGAUCCUCUCAUUUUCCCUUUAUAUUUUAUUGGAUGAAUGGCUGAAUGUUGGUUUUUAUUUGUAUCUGAAGUCACUUGUCAUGGGUGUCUAGUUAGCAGAAAAACCUGGGACAUUAGUUAGAUGUAUAUAUUUUUCUUUAUAAGAAUGUCUGGAGAGUAUGUUUAUGUGUGUCCUUGGUGACUCAUAGUAUCUAACCCAAGUUUUCUAUUUGUUAGAUUUAUUUAGCUCUCCGAUCUUGGAUAUUUCCAUGUAGGGCUGUGAGGCUAAAAUUGUUAGCUAUGGUAUUUUGUGGGUUAUGUUGUACAAAGGGACAUUGCUUUAGCUGCAAGACGUUACAAUCUGUCCUUGAAAAUUCAACUGCAAUACUUGCUUUAGCAUUGGAUUCUGAUAUUUUAGGCUGUACUGAUUGUAAGCUGACAUU